Messenger RNA from Trametes versicolor FP-101664 SS1, 414 nucleotides. RefSeq lists its product as uncharacterized. The transcript has 5 exons. The record is from RefSeq and is a predicted model, not a curated record. Bases 1 to 414 code for a protein of 137 amino acids. Lineage: Eukaryota; Fungi; Basidiomycota; Agaricomycetes; Polyporales; Polyporaceae.
AUGUUUUCCCGCUCUGCCUUCGCUGUUGCCGUUGUCGCCGCCGUUGCCUUCAUUGGCGGAGCAUCCGCGCAGGAGCCCAACUGUGCGCGUAGCUACACAGUCGUGCCCGGGGAUACCUGCAACCUCAUCGGGGCGAAGACGAACACGCCCACCUUCCAGAUCCAGAGGGUAAACGCGGACAAGAUCGACGCUGGGUGCGAAAACUUGAUUGUCGGCGAGCCGUUGUGCCUCGGUAUCGUUGGCCAGGACUGCGACAUUACCCACGUCGUGCAGCCCGGUGACACCUGCGACAUCAUUGCGCAAGAAGCAAAGACGACGCUGCCGAUCCUCCUGGUGAACAACCCUGACAUCAACACCUUCUGCACCAACCUCCUUCCUGGAGUGGUCCUUUGCACGGCCAACGAAAUCAUCUGA